GUUUGCCGCCGAAACCGAUUGCUCCCUAGAACGCAAAAGACGCAGAUUGAGAUUGGGCAAGGAGAUUGGGGAGAUCAAGGGGGACAGGGAUUGUACGGCGCAAGGGCGAGUGGGUUUAUAUACCUGCAUACCUUGACCUUGGUCUGCAAUUUGGUUUUGAAACUUAUUUGAAGUGAUUGCGCAUUCAGCGUUUGAAGUCGUUUACGUUGAUGCGUGUCUUGGCUGAGUAGAAUAUCGCCUACAGCUUGAGCCGGCAGCCCCACUGCGAGCUCCACUGGGCACUGAUUCCAUUGCCGACCGCGACCGAGUACCACCUCAACCUUGCCUCAACCUACCGUGGAUUGGCUGAGCGAGGCUGAGCAACUCGUUUGAGUUGAAGUUGAUUCCGGUCGAGAUUGGCUGCUGAUUCGGCUGUAGCGCAGGAAUAAAACGCGCCAUGGACGCCAAGCUCGCACCGACCAAGGCGUCCGCGAUGGCCAACGGAGAGGCGGCUGGCGCGCCCAAGAGUUUCAAGAGGAGCAACUCGCUGCAGGACAAGACACCCGCCCAUUCCAAGCCCGGGGCGGCGGCUGCCACCGCGCGCCGGCUGCGCUCCAUUUCCAUUUCGGAGCCGCAGCCGACCAAGGCGCAGCCCAAGUUCUCCAAGAACAGCAGGAAGUCCAGGAGCGGCUUCGGAAGGGGGCUGCCCAAGAAGGGCGGGGCCGGCGGUAAGGGUGUGUGGGGUAAGCCGGGCUCCGAGCUGGACGGCGUGGCCAGCGCCGUGGACUCGCACGACCCCAACUACGACUCCGAGGCCAUGGACGAUGACGUCGAGCUCGAGCCGGUGGCCGUCCAGCUGACCGCUGACGAGGUCAAGCGGCUGGCGGAGACGCUCGUUCUCGAGUACUUUGACCACGGCGACACGUCCGAGGUGGACAGGGCACUUACCGAGAGCUGGGACGUCAUCAGCAUCAAACUGCGCUACCUGGUCGUGGUGGCGAUGGUGGAGCUGGCCAUGGACCAUAAGGCCUCGCACCGCGAGAUGACUUCCGUGCUCAUCUCUGACCUCUACCAGGAGUGUCUGACGCAGACAGACAUCUGUCGCGGUUUUGAGGCGCUGCUGGAGCAGCUGCCGGAGCUGGUGCUGGACUGCCCCGACGCGCCCGAGAUCCUGGGCAACUUCAUGGCACGCUGCAUUGCCGACGACUGCCUGCCGCCAAAGUACCUGUCUGGCCACAAGGGCAAGGUCGAGUGCCGAUUGGCCAUUAAGGCACUGGACCGCGCCGACCUACUGGUCAGCUCUCCUCAGGGCAUGUCGCGCCUAGAUAACGUGUGGGGCACGGGCGGGGCGCGUCGGCCCGUGCGUGCGCUGGUCUCGCAGAUGGUGCAGCUGCUGCAGGAGUACCUCAGCUCUGCCGACUGCGACGAGGCCAUUCGCUGUCUGAAGGAGCUGGAGGUGCCGCACUUCCAUCACGAGCUGGUGUACGAGGCUGUGACCAUGGCCAUCGAGCGCUCCGACCGACGCUCCACCGACGAGAUGGUCCGCCUGCUCAAGACCAUGUACGGCGCCUGCGUGCUCACUACCAACCAGAUGGACGAGGGUUUCCUGCGCGUUUACGAGGCGAUGCCGGACACCCAGCUGGACGUUCCCGAGGCGUACACCCUGCUGGAGCGUAUCGUCACGCUGGCCUUCCAGAAGGGGGUCAUCUCGCGCGACACCAUGCGUCGUAUGCCCACCAAGGGCCGCAAGCGGUUCGUCUCGGAGGGCGACGGCGGCCGCAUCAAGGUCCGCGAGGCGCCCGGGCUCGUGUUCUGAGCGCACCGCGGCGGCGGCGGCCGCGACGAGCAGCGGCGCGGUGUGGCGUGCAGUGACGCGGUGUGACGUGAUGGCUGUGUGGAGCGGGCUGCCGCGCGCCCCAGGUCCCGUGGCGGUGCGCGGUUGACCGGGGCGCGCGGCGGCACUGCCUGGGUGAGAACGACGGGAGCCCGGCUCAGGCGACUGCGGCGGCAGCGGCGGCGGCGAUGGCGGCGGCGGCGGAAGUGAUAAGAAGUGAUACAGUUUAUGUGGGCGGCCACAAGAGAUGACGGUGGCGCCUAUUACAGGGAAGGAACUGAUGAUGGCAGUGGGUGUAACCGGCAGCGUUCUCCUGGUUGUCGGCCGUGAUGGCAAAGGAAGUUAUCGCGACAGCCGCGCUCGACGGUUUAAUGCUGGCGCCAGGCGACUCUGCUGGUGAUCGAAGGAGAUAUGUGUUUGGACGGGAAGCAGACAUGCUGCGCCGUUGAGCGUGUCUGUCGAAGCUCCCGUGGUCUCAGGUAACUGUUACACCGUUGAAGCCGGAGGCUAUGGCCACCAGCCGGCGUGGUCGUCCGUGCGAGGAUAUGCCCGAACCGGCCUCCGCCGGCCGCUGCCGCAGUCGACUGAGCCGGCGCCCCGCGUGACUCCCCUUUCUGUGAGAUGAGAAGUACAAACACUGGGCUGGUGACGCCGCCCGCUGUGCACCCUUAUCACCCAUCCAUCCUGUGUGGUGGGCCCGGCCGCGCCCGGUCGACGCCCCACCACUCGGCGGCGUCCCCGGCCGGCCGGCGGCGCGCGGGCCCACCGGGCCCAGCUCUGUUUAGUCAGUAAGCUCUCUAAUCCUGCUGUGACCCAAAUAUGGAUGCUAUUCUUGUGAGGAAUCGGUAGAAACUAGCGGCUCGUGUUCCCGGCCUAGCGUGGCGCUGUAGCUGGUUCUCGCGUCUGUCGUUUUCUGGGAGACGGGCUCCAAACCGGUGGUUGUGCUGGGGUGGGUUAUAGUGACUAGAGCUAGUCAGACUAUUGAGACAGAUCUGUUUUGUUGUGAGUAUUAUUGAUUGUUUGGAUCUGAAUGCUAAUUUCCGGAGCAUUUCAAGUCUCGGUGCUACCUUUGCAUUACGGUAAUUUUUAGUGUUUUAUUUUUAAGUCAGACCACCGAGGUAAAUAAGAAUCUUGUGUGUUAACUGUUAAGUCAUUCCUGGGAGAUGCCUUUCUGCUUUCGCGUGUGUCGAUUCGAAUCAAUACAUUACUGAGCCGCAAACCUAA
This is a messenger RNA of Amphibalanus amphitrite, 3037 nucleotides long. RefSeq names its product programmed cell death protein 4-like. Gene Ontology annotation, cellular component: cytosol; nucleus. The record is from RefSeq and is a predicted model, not a curated record. Bases 437 to 1795 code for a protein of 452 amino acids. Gene Ontology annotation, biological process: negative regulation of DNA-templated transcription. NCBI's taxonomy places the organism in Eukaryota, Metazoa, Arthropoda, Thecostraca, Balanomorpha, Balanidae. The transcript has 10 exons.